UUUAUUCCAUUUUGUACCUAAUGUGUAUUUAUCAACGUAUCGUAUGAUUGUACUUUCAGUUGGUAAUAUCAGAAUCUGCUGCAACCCAAAUCGACCUACAGCGUUGACUGUAGAUACCUAUCGUAUAUCUGUCGUAUAUACAUAUUUGGACCUAGAUUGGAAAGUGCAUUGUACAUCGUACAACGAUAUACCUAUAAUGAUGUUGGGAAGUGAAAUUAAUGCCGAAAUUUGAAUUCAAAUAUUUCCUUAAUCGAAAUACGAACUGGUCCGAAAUUCCAAUCCAAUAUCCGUGUUAUCAUGCUGUGCUUGACUUGAAUCAUGUUUUAAACAGUUUUGAAACGAGUGGUGCGUGAGUGCAUUACGAGUGCUUCAAUAUCUAAGUACAACAUAUUCACGCAGCCUUGCCCAAAAAAUCGUUAAUUCCCGCUUGGCAGCCGUUGGCGUUCAGCCGCGUUCAAUCACGUUGGUAUCCAUGCUCUCUACCGUAUCGUGCUUUCGCCAAAGCUCAAGCGACAAGCAAUCAGGAAGAAGUGAACUGAGAGAAGAGGCUAGUGAAUUAUUGACAGUUUGAUAAGCGGUAUUAUUUGGGCAUUAGAAGCCACGAUAUAAGAAGUGAUAAUGAGGCCAGAUUCGAGGAGUAUCUCGUUCACAUUUCACCGCUCGGCUUUAACCGCAAACAACACCUCAGACGAGCCGAAAGAGUCAAGAAAUUUACGUCGAAGACUGCAGGAUCGUUUUGACCAAGAAUGCCCGUACAAUUUGGCCAACAAAGAGUCACCUUCGAAAAAACGUACUUCCAAAAGUAGGGCUGGUUCCUUAACUCCCGAAAAAGGAUGGAGUAAUUUAAGCUUGAGUAACGUUUCGGCCGACUCAAGACGAGCCUUCAGAAAUGGAGCUGAAAAAUUAUCCAAGACCAUCUCUUCGGUUCGAAUGACUUUUGGAACAAUUUCUCAGAAAUUUAGAAGUUCAACACGCAGGAGGCAACGUUUAGAGGAAUGCCACUCCCCCACAAUCUCUGCGACGCCUCAAACUCGGUCUCGUCAUCUGUUGGGCAGGACACCAACAAAACUCUACAGUCCAUUUGGCAUAGAGUCGCCAAGGUCUGCUUGGAGUAAUUCACCUGGAAAAGAAAAUGAGGAUUCCAGUGCCAUGCAUAAACUUACCAACGUUGAACAAAAAUUGCGCAAACCCUUUCAACUAACCAAAGCUAAUGGCUUUACUACGUUCAGAUAAAUUCUGAAAUCAAUACAUCUAUCGCACAGAUACUGAUUACUAAUUAGCACAUUUUUUCACGUUUAUUAAUCCUUCAAAGGAUAAAAAUAUUUCAUUCCCAGCAAGAUAUAUUGCUGAAUGCUGCUACUUUUAUUGUAAGAUAAUUGAUGCCUUAACAUUUUUUGAUAAUGCGAGCUUGUGUGAUUUACAUGUUUUAUAGAUAGCACGUCAGAGCUAAUUAAUGAUCAAUCUGAUUACGACUGGUGAAUUUACAACUAAAUUUUUAAAAAAAGUCAAAUUACGGCUUUAUUGUUCAAAACACCGUCGAAAGUUAUCACGCUGUUUCAAAUCCAAAUCAUAAUUUGCUAUCCACAACUUGGACGUACAUUGAAAAAAUGAAUCUUCACUGCCUAAUUGAUAUUGACGAUAACUUAUUUCACAACAAGUCUAUGUUUUAAGUCUCAUUCAAUGGAAAAAGCAUUCGUGACAAAGGAACUAAGAAAGGAUGGAAAAUAUCGGUUUCUGAUAUUUGAACCGACUGUAGCUGUUUUACAAUUUCUUGUUCAAAAUGAUCAUCGCAGGGGGGCAUAAUUAUAAUUUACGAUUAAAAAUCGUGUAUCUCUUCUAUAUACCAAUUAAUUAUUCCUUCCGUUAAAUUUGCGUUGACGAUUCCGAUAUUGAUUGAAAUUAAACUUGAACUUGUCAUCCCUCCAAAUUGUACUGUAAUGAUAAGACUUGAGCAGCAUAUUGUAUAAACCCCCUGCCUUGUAUUGUAUUUUCAGUAUUUAUUGUUCGUAAGACAAAUGAAACAGCCAACUGUGUUGGCUUAUAAAUGAAAAAAAAAUCCUAUUAAUUUAAUAUUUAAAGUACUACUUAAUUUAGUAAUUAAAUAAUAACUCAUAACGUAUUGACAACUAUGUUGGAAUUAAGAAGUAACAUAUUUAUCUAAAUGAUAGUUUUAGAUAUUUUGUCUUGAUCGAUUCAGGAUCAACUUAAUCUCAGCGUAUAUCUUGUAGCUUUUUCACUCACUAUGCCUGGUAGAGGCUAUUUUUUCUACAAGUAUAUCCUGGACCAUUGGGUGCAUAUGAUGCAAACCAUUUUCAAGUAUUAUUGCUAUGUACUACGACUGUGUAGACUAUUGGCUAAUUUUGUUUCACAACUGAGCAUCAAGCGUUCAAAUGAAUAUACGCCACAAUUAAAAGUCUAAAUCUGAUAUUUUAAAAGAAAACAAUCGCAAAUGAACACCUUUAAGUACUAGACAGUCGAAAUUUCCAUUGGGAUUUAAGCCCACAUGCACACUAAUUUUCGAAAAUUUGAUGAAUAGCAAUGAAAACAAAAUAAGAGAAAAUAUUUUAAUGCGAACCUGUCUAUGGAAGGAUUGAGUAUGAUUAAUUCGACUGAUUAAUGUAACGAUCCAUGAUAUUUUAUUUUUAUUAUUAGUUUGUUUUGUAUCUCUACAAGUUUCAUUUUAUUGGCGUAAAUAAACUGGCGUGCUUUUAACACGUGGUACUGUUUCAAAUA
This is a messenger RNA of Neodiprion fabricii, 2733 nucleotides long. RefSeq lists its product as uncharacterized. Lineage: Eukaryota; Metazoa; Arthropoda; Insecta; Hymenoptera; Diprionidae. The record is from RefSeq and is a predicted model, not a curated record. The transcript is spliced from 2 exons. The coding region runs from base 619 to 1233 and encodes 204 amino acids.